AUGCUUUAAUUAGGUUCGGAUUUCACUUUUUGGUUAGGAACCUUUAAAUAAGGGCAAUAUGUUUAAGAAGUUAUUGGAUCAUUUUCUACUGCAGAAGAUUUUUGGGCAUAUUAUUAACAUAUUGUUCGACCAGAAUAAUAGCCAGAGGGCAAUUAAAUAUUUUUAUUCAAAAAGAACAUCACACCUGUUUGGGAAGACCCAUAGAAUAAAUUUGGAGGGAGAUUCAUCUUCAAAGUCAGAAAAAGUCUUGGUAAUUAAAUUCUUGAGGAAUUGUUGCUGUCAUUUGUUGGGGCAGAUUGUGAUUAUGAUGAAUUUAUAAACGGGAUUGUUUGCCAUACAAAGAAAGGAUUCAUUUAAAUGGCUUUGUGGGUGAAGGACAUCAAACAUAACAUGGAUGCUUUUACUACUAUUGAGAAAUGGUUGAAGGAUUCCAUACUCCAAUUAAAAGAAGAUAGAGACAUUGAAUUCGCAUUCCAUCCUCUGACCUGA
Paramecium tetraurelia is the source of this 489-nucleotide messenger RNA. RefSeq lists its product as uncharacterized. Gene Ontology annotation, molecular function: translation initiation factor activity; RNA 7-methylguanosine cap binding. NCBI's taxonomy places the organism in Eukaryota, Ciliophora, Oligohymenophorea, Peniculida, Parameciidae. Gene Ontology annotation, biological process: translational initiation. The transcript is spliced from 2 exons. The record is from RefSeq and is a predicted model, not a curated record. Gene Ontology annotation, cellular component: eukaryotic translation initiation factor 4F complex.